AUGCCACGCAAGGACGGCUACCAGGCUUGUCGGGAGAUCCGACAAUGGGAGAGGGAGAAGGGGUUCAAAAAACUACCUAUCAUUGCGCUCUCGGCCAACGUCAUGUCUGACGUUCAGGACAAGUGCGUUGCGGCCGGGUUCAGCGACUACGUCACGAAACCUGUCGACUUUAUCGAUCUCAGCAGAGCGAUGUCCAAGUUCUUCUGA
Colletotrichum spaethianum is the source of this 207-nucleotide messenger RNA. RefSeq names its product peroxide stress-activated histidine kinase mak1. The transcript has a single exon. The record is from RefSeq and is a predicted model, not a curated record. The coding region runs from base 1 to 207 and encodes 68 amino acids. Gene Ontology annotation, biological process: phosphorelay signal transduction system. NCBI's taxonomy places the organism in Eukaryota, Fungi, Ascomycota, Sordariomycetes, Glomerellales, Glomerellaceae.